AUGUCAGCGUCUUCUACAGCUUCUGAGGAUUAUACCAACACCACUCAGGAACCAGUAGCUGCCGACAAGGAAUGUGACUUUAGUUGCUUCAUAUCCUACCUACCCUAAUCGGGACACUAACGAAUUUAUUAGGGAUAGAAAAUCUCGGCUAUGCCGCAAAACACUGAAUGAAAUUUCGGCAUGCCCUCUAUAAAUUAUAAAAAAUGAGGAAAAGUAAAUUCCAUAUGGUCGAUUAUAAGCUAAAUCUAGUUUUUUCCGGUUUACUGCAAUAAAAGCUUGGUCCCUGCAUGCACCCGAAUAUUCAGCUGCUAAAUUGUUAAAAUACCUGAAAAUUGCGGAAAGCAAGAGAAAUAAAAGCGCUUGUUUUCGUGUCUAAACGCGGAAAAGUCGAUAUCCUCGUCUGUUUUUCUCCACCAUCACCACGUUCUUUUUAGUUUCUGUUCCUAUUCUUCGAUUUUUGGCCGGGGGCCUCUUCGACCAGCGAGGUUGAUGAGGGCUUUUUUAAAUCUAACGAGUGCCUUUGUAUUAUUAUUAGGAACCUAAACUCAGAUUGUGGGCAUUAUCUCUCCCGCCCUGGGCAGGUGAUUAGAGUUUUGAAAUCCUUGUUUAUUGUCAGUAAUGGAAAUAUUAUCCGUGUCUCAGGUUCGAUUUCCAAUAGUUUGUUUUCAGAUAUUAUGAGUACAGAAUUAGAAUUGGCCGAACAGGCUAUGUACGGCCCGUUCUUCGGAUCGCUGGGCGUUACAGCUGCCAUGAUUUUCACUGCAGCAGGUUCAGCUUACGGAACAGCGAAAUCAGGGACUGGAAUUGCCUCUAUGGCCGUCGCUCGCCCUGAUCUCGUGAUGAAAGCCAUCAUCCCGGUAGUUAUGGCUGGUAUCGUCGCUAUUUACGGACUUGUUGUUUCUGUUAUCAUCUCAGGAAAGAUCAACCCUGGAGGUCCUGACUAUCAUGUCUACACAGGAUUCAGUCAAUUUGCUGGAGGCCUGGUUUGUGGUCUUUGUGGGCUUGGGGCUGGUUAUGCAAUUGGAAUUGCCGGAGAUGCUGGAGUUCGAGCGCUUUCACAACAGCCCCGAUUUUUUGUUGGCAUGAUCCUUAUUCUUAUCUUCGCUGAGGUAUGUUGCGUUUUUUUAAAUUUAUUAUUGCCGUUUAGGUAUUGGGACUCUACGGUAUGAUCGUUGCUCUGAUCUUGGGAGCAGCUUAA
This is a messenger RNA of Bursaphelenchus xylophilus (pine wood nematode), 1198 nucleotides long. The record is from the annotation of a GenBank genome assembly. Lineage: Eukaryota; Metazoa; Nematoda; Chromadorea; Rhabditida; Aphelenchoididae.